AUGAUCCGCGCGAGAGUUAUGACUAAUUGGCAACUGCCAGGAUCGGUGGUUGAGAGAGGAUCCCGACUGAUUUCUGUGAAUUUUCACUUAAUGCAACCGAAAUUAUAUCGUCGAACGAAUAUUUUCGAUGUGCGUACAAUUGAUGCACCAUCUACAGUUGCCGUAUGUUUUACAGUGGUUCAUCAAGAGAGACUGCAAAAUCAAGAUUUAUUGAGAAUGCGACUUGCAUCUGCUAACAUCGAAACAACCGUUACUGUUGUCAAACAAGAUAAUGCGAAGAAAUGCCCGACGCAAGAAACGUGCAAGACCGCGAAGAUCACUUUGAGUCCAUCUCGAAACAGUGAUCAAUCGAAUACACUCGCUCCGAUUGCCUCAACUGGUCGGCGAUAUUCGUACAAUGGACGAGCAACAAUUCAACAACCGUCACCUGAGGUAUUUGAUCAGUGGUGUACAAUACUUCCAUAUGUUCGAGUUCUUGCAGACAUGGCGACUGGAAAAUGGUUCCCAAAACACAUCAGUGAUUUGGACUAUUGCAGUCAAAAUGUUAUCAUGUUCGGUCCGGGUCCGGACGGUUUGCACGCAGAUCAUCCGGUACGAUCUGUAAACUUGGCCUUGCUUAAGAAAUAG
Molecule: messenger RNA, 627 nt
Organism: Anisakis simplex (herring worm)
Lineage: Eukaryota; Metazoa; Nematoda; Chromadorea; Rhabditida; Anisakidae
Source: the annotation of a GenBank genome assembly